Molecule: messenger RNA, 939 nt
Organism: Suillus plorans
Lineage: Eukaryota; Fungi; Basidiomycota; Agaricomycetes; Boletales; Suillaceae
Exons: 3
Coding region: 1-939 (312 amino acids)
Biological process (GO): protein phosphorylation
Molecular function (GO): protein serine/threonine kinase activity; ATP binding
Source: RefSeq, a predicted model, not a curated record
AUGGCUUGUGUAGUAUUCGAAAAACAGAACGAGACGAUCCAUUUCUACCCUAUUCCUAAAUGUCCGUUAACGGAGAUCUUACAAAACGAAGAUUACCGCUCGUUCACACUUGAUGCCGCCGAAUCCUGGGUUGGCCAAUUGACAGUCGAUAUAUCCCAGGACAACAUGAUUGGGAUGGGCGGGUUCAAGACGGCCCACCCAGGAUGGCUCACACUCACUCCCCCUCCCAUUUCUGGGUUUGGCUCCGUUUCCCGCCACGAAAUUGUAGUCAAACGGCCCUUUCACCAAGUAUACCCGCAUGGUGUAUCACAGGGACCUUUCAAGAUCGGUAGGUUUCCUGUGGCAGACGAAUUGCCGAAGCUCUUUAAAGAAGCAAACGUGCUGUACUGGGCGAGUUCUCUUUUACAACUCACCUAUGAUUUCAUUGAUCGUCGCCUCGCUUCGUCUUGUCCGCCACCAUCUCCCAUUCCCCGAGUACGCUUUGUUGAGGCCGGCCUUGCUUUAGCGUUUGUUCAAGGCCCAGCAGCGGCUUCCAAGCCAGGUUCGAAGACAUGCCCUAUUCAUGCAUGCUAUCUCCUGGAAGAACUCAUUGACGGCGGCGACGAUGCAUUUCUCAAGUUUAUUCACAAUACGGAUGCUAAUCCUUUGCUCGAUGAACUUGAUUAUGGCUACGAUUUAGCAGUAUUCUUCUCGUUCACUCAACAUGUUCAAUAUGUGAAGACUGGUGGUUUAGCAUUUAUCUCCGACUACCAAGGUAUCACUGGACUACUAACUGACCCUCAAAUAUUGACGGACCCAUAUGAUAUUUUCGGUGACGGCAACAUAGAAGUCGCAGUGACAAUGUUCGAGGAGCAGCAUAUCUGCAAUGACUAUUGCGAAUGGGCUGGUUUGGAGAAGUAUAUCAGUCUAGAUGAAGCAGUCGAAACUCAUGACUCUUAG